AUGAAGUUUGCUUGGCAAGUUGCUGAUGGAAUGUCGUAUUUGUCAUCAAUACCAAUUAUCCAUCGAGACCUUGCAGCUCGUAAUGUGUUGGUGGGAGAAGAAGAAAAGAGCAAAGUAACAGACUUUGGUAUGGCCAGGGAUGUGCAAGAGGACAACAUUUAUCAACGAAAGUCUAAGGGACGUCUCCCUGUUAAAUGGAAUGCCAUUGAGGCAUUGCAGUACGGAAAAUAUUCUACAAAGAGUGAUGUGUGGAGCUACGGAGUUCUCCUCUAUGAGAUCUUCACGAUGGGUAAUACCUGCCUUAUUUCAUGUGGUUCGCCGUAUCCAAGGAUGGAUGGAAAAAAAAUGGCAAACUUGCUAGAAGAGAGCUACAGAAUGCCUGAACCACAACAUGUGGAUGAGAAGUUGUAUGACUUAAUGACAAACUGUUGGAAUAACGACCCUAACUUGAGACCAUCUUUUGAAAAUCUGAGGAACGAACUCAAACAAAUGGAAAAUCAGCGCAAGAAGCUGAUAAACUUAAAGAAUUAAGACGAUCGACUCUACGUUAAUGUUGACGAUCUUGCUGUGUAAGCGGUUGCAUUCUUAUGGAG
Messenger RNA from Pocillopora verrucosa, 593 nucleotides. The record is from RefSeq and is a predicted model, not a curated record. Lineage: Eukaryota; Metazoa; Cnidaria; Anthozoa; Scleractinia; Pocilloporidae.